Molecule: messenger RNA, 798 nt
Organism: Ectocarpus siliculosus
Lineage: Eukaryota; Phaeophyceae; Ectocarpales; Ectocarpaceae
Source: the annotation of a GenBank genome assembly
AUGCCUGGACGACAAGCGUGGGGAGAUGAUGACGAUGACGACUACUUGCCCCCUCGCCAAGAGUCGGCGGUGGACUCUAAGGGCGUCAAGAGCAUCGUCGAGUACCACUUCAACACCAACGGUGCUAAGGUAAAGCGGACCACCAAGGUCAAGGUCUUCACGGAGCACACGCGAGUGCACAAGUCUUGCCUGGAGCGUACGCAGUGGAACAAGUUCGGUCUCGCGGCGCAGGGGGAGGACAACCCCAGUUCCCCCAUCAAGUGGAGGGAGGAAUUCCGGAGGGAGCCCCCCCGGGAUUCGCGAAAGCCCGAGGAAAACCCCAACAGCAGGGGGGACCCCCUUAAGGGGCCCAGGGGGCCCAGGGGGGGGAACCAUCCCAUGAGGACGGGGGCCCGGCGGGGGUCCCCCAAGGAGGCCGCCCUUCCGGAGGAGGAAGGGUUGUUGCGUUUCUCGAGGAGUCACUUGGCGGUGCGAGCCUUGUCGGGAAUGGACGAAGUGGUUCCGCUCCUGGGACAGGCAUGGCCAAGGGUAUACCUGGCGAAGGAUCCCGAGACGAUGCAGAGCAGGGGGUUCGCGUUCGUGUCGUACUACCAGAAGAGCGACGCAGAGUCGGCCAUGCAGGCCUUGCAAGGCUACGGGUACGACCACCUCAUCCUCAAGCUGGAGUGGGCGAAGCCGAGCCUGAGGGAUGUGGCGACCGAGGGCGGCCUGAGCGGGAUGCGCACGAGCGGCUACGGAGAGCGCUUGGCACAGGACACGAAGCAGCAAGUGUCGUACGCUUCGAACCUCACGCGUUAA